Molecule: messenger RNA, 8351 nt
Organism: Arvicanthis niloticus (Nile rat)
Lineage: Eukaryota; Metazoa; Chordata; Mammalia; Rodentia; Muridae
Source: RefSeq, a predicted model, not a curated record
UGUGAACCGCCCGCCCCCCGGGGAGAAGCGAGCCCCGACCCGGCCGGACGCCUUCGCCUCAGAAAUGGAGGCAAAUGACCAUUUUAACUUUACUGGCCUUCCUCCUGCACCAGCUGCCUCAGGACUGAAACCCUCUCCUUCCUCAGGGGAGGGCCUCUACACUAACGGGUCUCCCAUGAACUUCCCCCAGCAAGGGAAAAGUUUGAAUGGGGAUGUGAAUGUUAAUGGCUUAUCUACUGUAUCUCACACUACUACUUCAGGGAUUUUGAACUCUGCUCCCCACUCCUCCAGCACCUCACACCUCCAUCACCCUAACGUGGCCUACGACUGUCUUUGGAACUACUCACAGUACCCAUCUGCCAAUCCUGGCAACAACCUCAAGGACCCACCCCUUCUUUCUCAGUUUCCUGGGGGACAAUACCCGCUCAAUGGUAUCCUUGGGGGCAGCCGACAACCUUCAUCCCCAAGUCACAACACUAAUCUUCGAGCUGGGAGUCAAGAGUUCUGGGCCAAUGGUACCCAGAGUCCCAUGGGGCUUAACUUCGAUUCACAGGAGCUGUAUGAUUCUUUUCCUGACCAGAAUUUUGAGGUGAUGCCCAAUGGACCCUCAAGUUUUUUCACCUCCCCACAGACUUCUCCAAUGUUGGGGUCUAGUAUCCAGACCUUUGCACCUUCCCAGGAUGGAAGCAGUGACAUCCAUCCUGAUGAGGCAGCAGAAAAGGAGCUGACUUCAGUUGUGGCAGAAAAUGACACUGGCUUGGUAGGCAGCCUGGAGCUAGAGGAAGAGCAGCCAGAACUGAAGAUGUGUGGCUACAAUGGUUCUGUCUCUUCUGUGGAGUCUUUACACCAAGAAGUCUCCGUCCUGGUCCCUGAGCCCACAGUGAGCUGUCUAGAUGAUCCUUCACAUCUUCCUGAUCAACUGGAAGACACUCCAAUCCUCAGUGAAGACUCCCUUGAGCCCUUUGACUCUCUGGCAGCAGAGCCAGUGAGUGGGGGGCUUUAUGGUAUAGAUGAUGCAGAGCUGAUGGGUGCAGAAGACAAGCUGCCUCUGGAGGGCAACCCUGUGAUCUCUGCCCUCGACUGCCCUUCUCUCAGCAAUGCUAAUGCCUUCAGUCUCCUGGCAGAUGACAGCCACACAGCAGCCUCCAUCUUUGUCAGCCCCACUUCCCCACCUGUCUUAGGGGAGUCUGUUUUGCAAGAUAACAGCUUUGGACUGAACAGUGGCAGUGACUCUGAACAGGAAGAAAUGGAGACCCAGUCCUCAAAGUUCCAACGUCCCCUGACUGAGCCAGCCCCUGACCAGCCACCUAGUAUUCAACUACAUCCAGCAGUCUCACCAACAGCUUCCCCAGAAGCCUCCUUGACAGCAUCUGCAGAAAUCUCUCCAGCUAUCUCUCCAGUAGCAUCCUCUCCUGUUCCUCCUGAAGUCUUUCCAGCAGUCUCUCCAGCUUCCUCACCUGCUCUCCCAGCCAUCUCUUCAGAAGCCUCUAUGGCAGCUCCAGUGACUUCCCCUCAAGGGUCCCCUGAACCUUCUCCAGCAGCUGCCUUCCAGACAGUCUCUCCAGCAAGUAAAGAUGUCAGCAGUGCCCCUGAAGCUUGUGCUGAUCAGCAAGAGAUGAGUGGAGAAGCAGUCACAAUCUCUGGUGGUGGUGAUGUACUGAAGAGACGUAUUGCUACCCCAGAAGAAGUUCGUCUUCCCCUCCAACAUGGGUGGCGAAGAGAAGUGCGCAUCAAGAAGGGCAGUCAUCGGUGGCAGGGGGAAACUUGGUAUUAUGGCCCCUGUGGGAAGAGAAUGAAGCAAUUUCCAGAAGUUAUCAAGUACCUGAGCCGAAAUGUGAUGCACAGUGUUCGCCGUGAGCACUUCAGCUUCAGUCCCCGCAUGCCUGUUGGAGAUUUCUUUGAAGAAAGAGAUACACCAGAGGGUUUGCAGUGGGUCCAGUUAUCAGCAGAGGAGAUUCCUUCCAGAAUUCAAGCAAUCACUGGCAAACGAGGCCGACCUCGAAACAAUGAGAAGGCUAAGAACAAGGAAGUUCCCAAAGUGAAGCGGGGCCGAGGUCGGCCUCCUAAGAUCAAAAUGCCUGAGCCAUUGAAUAAAACAGAUAACCGACUUCCAAAGAAACUGGAAACCCAAGAAGUACUGAGUGAGGAGGAUAAAGCAAAGAUGACUAAAAGCAAAAAGAAGAUAAGGCAGAAGGUACAGCGGGGAGAGACUCAGGCUCCUGUCCAGGGGCAGCCCAAGCAGAGGUGCUUUCAGAGUCAUUUGAGGAGAAAUGACUUCCCUUAUGGUUUACAGGCCAGAAACAAGAGGAAGCAAGACACCAAGAACUUAAAGCAGAAGGACACUAAGAAGAAAUUCAAGGCUGAGAAGGAGAAGAAGACAAGGCAGGAGAAGAUGAAGGAAAAGGUAAAGAGGGAAAAGAAGGAAAAGUUAAAAGCAAAGGGAAAGGAAGAGCCCAGAGCCAGGCCAUCCGGGAGAGCAGACAAGGCCCUUGCCACACAGAGGCGGCUGGAGGAGCAGCAGAGGCAGCAGGUUAUCUUGGAAGAGAUGAAGAAGCCCACAGAAGAUAUGUGUCUGACUGACCACCAGCCCCUGCCUGACUUCACACGCAUCCCUGGUUUGACACUGUCCAGUAGGGCUUUCUCAGAUUGCUUGACCAUCGUGGAGUUCCUGCACAGUUUUGGCAAAGUACUAGGCUUUGACCUUACCAAAGAUGUUCCUAGUCUUGGAGUCCUGCAGGAGGGACUCUUAUGUCAAGGUGACAGCUUGGACAAAGUGCAAGACCUGCUAGUGCGGCUUCUGAAGGCUGCACUCCGUGAUCCUGGUCUGCCUCCCUACUGUCAGUCCUUAAAGAUCUUGGGGGAGAAGCUGUCGGAGAUCCCAUUGACCAGAGACAAUGUGUCUGAGAUACUGCGCUGCUUUCUCAUGGCAUAUAGAGUGGAGCCCUCCUUGUGUGACAGUCUGCGUACCCAGCCUUUUCAGGCCCAGCCACCUCAACAGAAGGCUGCUAUUCUAGCCUUUCUUGUGCAUGAGCUCAACGGGUCCACCAUUAUCAUCAAUGAGAUUGACAAGACUCUGGAAAAUAUGUCUAGCUACAGGAAAAACAAAUGGAUUGUUGAAGGCCGACUCCGGAGACUGAAAACUGCUCUGGCCAAGCGAACUGGGCGGCCUGAGGUUAUGACGGAAGGGGCAGAAGAUGGCCUGGGACGGAGACGCAGCUCUCGGAUCAUGGAGGAAACCAGUGGCAUAGAAGAAGAGGAAGAGGAGGAAAAUACAGCAGCUGUCCAUGGCCGCAGGGGUCGAAGAGAUGGAGAGGUUGAUAUUGCGGCAUCCAGCAUUCCAGAGCUAGAGCGCCAUAUAGAAAAACUCAGUAAGCGUCAGCUCUUCUUUAGAAAAAAGCUGCUCCAUUCAUCCCAGAUGCUUCGGGCAGUGUCCUUGGGUCAAGACCGCUAUAGACGCCAUUAUUGGGUAUUACCGUGUCUUGCUGGUAUCUUCGUGGAAGGAUCGGAGGGGAGCACAGUUACUGAAGAUGAAAUAAAGCAAGAAACUGAGUCCUUGAUGGAAGUGGUCACUUCAACACCCAACUCUGCCCGAGUCUCUGUAAAGAGGGAGUUAACUGGCUCCAACACCUCUACUUCUCCUGCCCGGUCCCGAGGCCGACCUCAAAAACCUAAGCCUGGGUCUCUGCAGCCUCAUCACCUUAAGUCCACCAUUAGGGAACAUGAUUCAGCCCAGACUCAAGCUCACCCAGGACCUCAGCCUCAGCCUCAGCCUCAGCCUCAGCCUCAGCCUCAUCCUCAGCCUCAGGCCCCUACCCAGCCCCAUCUUCAGUCAAGUAGUGGGUUCCUAGAGCCAGAAGGUUCCCCUUUCUCUCUGGGUCAGAGCCAGCAUGACCUCAGCCAGUCUGCUUUCCUGUCUUGGCUAAGCCAGACUCAGAGCCACAACUCCCUGUUGAGCAGCUCAGUCCUCACGCCCGAUAGCAGCCCAGGAAAAUUAGACUCUGCUCCAUCUCAGUCCUUGGAGGAGCCAGAGCCUGAUGAGGCUCCAUCCUGCCCUGGUCUUCAAGGUCCCUGGUUUAACUUCUCAGCCCAGAUACCCUGCGAUGCUGCUCCCACACCACCCCCUGCAGCUUCUGAGGACCAACCUACUCCCUCCCUCCAGCUGCCUGCCUCCUCUCAACCAAUGAACACACCCGGUGCUGCCAAUCCUUGUUCCCCAGUGCAGCUCUCUUCCACCCACUUGCCUAGAGGGGGCUCUAAGAGGCUAUCAGGGGACUCUGAAGAAAUGUCACAGAGUCCCACAGGGCUAGGACAACCAAAGCGGAGAGGGAGACCUCCUAGCAAGUUCUUCAAGCAGGUGGAGCAGCAUUACUUAACCCAGCUGACAGCCCAGCCCAUCCCACCUGAGAUGUGCUCAGGCUGGUGGUGGAUCCGAGAUCCUGAGACACUGGAUGUCCUGCUCAAGGCACUGCAUCCCCGAGGCAUCCGGGAGAAGGCGCUUCACAAACAUCUUAGCAAGCACAAGGACUUUUUGCAGGAAGUUUGUUUACAGCCCUUAACUGAUCCCAUCUUUGAGCCUAAUCAGCUGCCUGCCUUGGAAGAAGGAAUUAUGAGCUGGUCUCCCAGAGAGAAGACUUACGAGACAGACCUGGCCGUGCUUCAGUGGGUGGAGGAGCUAGAGCAGCGGGUUGUCCUCUCGGAUUUGCAGAUUCGGGGCUGGACAUGCCCUAGCCCAGACUCCACCAGAGAAGACUUGACCUACUGUGAGCAUCUGCCUGACUCCCAGGAGGAUAUCCCUUGGAAGGGUCGGGGCAGGGAAGGAACAGUACCUCAGCGGCAGAACACCAACCCUCUGGACCUCGCUGUGAUGCGACUGGCUGUUCUGGAGCAGAGUGUGGAGCGGCGGUACUUGCGGGAGCCCCUCUGGGCAGCCCAUGAGGUGGUAGUGGAGAAGGCCCUACUGAGCACACCCAAUGGUGCCUCUGACGGCACUGCGACUGAGAUAUCCUAUGAGAUCACCCCUCGUGUCCGAGUCUGGCGGCAUACCCUUGAGAGGUGCCGUAGUGCAGCCCAAGUGUGCUUGUGCAUGGGCCAGCUGGAAAGGUCCAUCGCGUGGGAGAAGUCUGUCAACAAAGUGACCUGCCUGGUCUGCCGGAAGGGGGACAAUGAUGAGUUUCUCCUGCUUUGUGAUGGGUGUGACCGAGGCUGCCACAUUUACUGUCAUCGGCCCAAGAUGGAGGCUGUUCCAGAAGGAGACUGGUUCUGUGCUGUCUGUCUGGCCCAGCAGGUGGAGGAGGAAUACACUCAGAGGCCUGGUUUUCCAAAACGAGGCCAGAAGCGGAAAAGUAGUUUUCCACUGACCUUCACAGAAGGUGACAGCAGGCGGCGGCGGCGGCGGAUGUCAAGAAGCCGAGAAAGCCCAGCAGUGCCUCGGUACCCAGAAGACAGGCUAUCUCCCUCCAAGAGACGGCGGCAUUCGAUGAGAAGCCAGCACAGUGACCUCACAUUCUGCGAGAUUAUCCUCAUGGAGAUGGAGUCCCAUGAUGCAGCCUGGCCUUUCCUGGAGCCCGUGAACCCUCGCCUGGUGAGUGGAUACAGACGUGUCAUCAAGAACCCUAUGGAUUUUUCCACCAUGCGAGAACGGCUGCUGCGUGGAGGGUACACUAGCUCAGAGGAGUUUGCAGCUGAUGCCCUGCUGGUUUUUGACAACUGCCAGACCUUCAAUGAGGAUGACUCUGAAGUGGGCAAGGCAGGGCACAUCAUGCGCCGCUUCUUUGAGAGCCGCUGGGAGGAAUUUUAUCAGGGAAAACAGGCCAGUCUGUGAGGCAAGGAAGGCGGGAGUCACCUCGUGGCAUCUGCUCCAACCUUCCAGACAAAAACCUGCCGUUCUCACCUGCUGACGGCUGCCCUGGGUGGACUCAAGUCAGACAGUGUUGAUUCUUGACUCUGCCCUGGGCAGCACCCACACCCUCUCGUUCCUAAUCCCUUUUCUCCCUUCCUCUUCUUGCUCCUUAAAUAAGAGAUGCAGAGAUGAGGUCCUUCUGGACGGAAAGCCAAAAAAGAAAGAAUUUUCCAUGUUUUUUCCCCUAAUUAAAAUGGAGAGAGGUGAAGAAAUCCUCCCUCCUCUUCCAGCUUCCUCCCCUCCCUGUACUUGCCUCAGCAUCCUGGGGCCAUUUAACAAUAGCAAUAGUUCUAGUGAAUGUGUGAAACCGAGAAACACUCUGUACUGUGUGCGGACCCGCAGUGACGGCCAGUAAAGUGGACUUAACUCCAAGUGUGUCGAGCCGGACACCGGGCCCUGAACAUGCUGCUUCCAUGUUCAGUCCCUCCCCACUUCUCACCUUCUCUCACUCAUUCAUUUCUAACUCCUCCCUAUUUUUAAGAUUUUGUCCCACCCAGUAAUGUAAAACUAUCGUGUACGGGUUCUUUCCCUUCCCUCCCCAGUCUUUUUCCCUUAUGUGGAAAACAAAGUUCAGAGUUCCCGUCUCUCUGUCCUCAUCUUCUGCUGAUAGUUAACCCUCUAUGGUGUUGGCUCUCCUCACAUGCUGAGUUUCUGUGAGUCUCUAGCCUUUUCUGAAGCUCGGUGGCUGGGGAGCGGGCAGGUGGGCAGCGCCCUAGGCCUCCCAGCCUCCUUCCCCUGCUUCCCAAACCUCCCUCUUGGGAACUCCUCAGGGACAACUACUGCUGAGUUUGAGUGCUCCUCUGAGAUGGGGGCCAGGUAGCAAUUGACUGGCCUCAGAGAGAGGAGGAGAGAGGUGUGUGUGUGUGUGUGUGUGUGUGUGUGUGUGUGUGUAUCUGCACACAGAUGAGUGUUGUGAUUGUGACCCUGUAGUGUGAUGGAACCCAUUGUGCCCCACAUGUGUUUAUUCCUGCCUUCCCCUUGUUUCACACCAUCACCUUUUGUCUUUGGGAAAACACAGAAACUAUUUCUCUGGGGACAAGGCUGUCUCUCCUCAUGGUCAUUUCUUUUCCAGCCUCUUCAAACUGUGCAAUCUUUUCAGCAGGAACUCCCUCUCCUAGCUUUGAGUCUUGAGUUUUUGUUAGGAGAGGGGUAGAACUGGAUCUUAACCAUGAGUAUCGGAGUUUAGCUGUGUUUUCCUUCCUUACAUCUUCUUCAUAUCCCAAGGACCCCUUUCUUCCCCAGCAGCAGAGACCCUGGAGCACAGGAUGGGUAGAGAGGAGGAUCUGGGUCUACCAUUGCCCUGUAUGUGACUAAGCCCAGGUUAGACCCCAGCACGAGAGGACAGCUGCUAACUCCGAGCUGUAGCCAUGGGCCACUGGCCCCUGCUUUCCUGCUCAGCCAAGCCCCUCCCAUCAGAAAUUACGGGUACUUGCACUGGGGAGGUGGCUGCUAGCUGGCCUGAGCAGAGAGCUGAGGCAUCUAAGCAAUGUUCCAUGGGUGGGUGGAGGAUGCCAGGUGAGGUGUAGCAUUCCUUGUACUCCAGCAGUACUGAAGGGUGGGGAAGCGCAGGUUCCUGGGCAGCCCUGACUCCUCCUCAACCCACCCACACCGCACUCCUGUUGCCUAGUUCUGAAGUCGCCUUUUCUGUCCAUGAACCUCAAAACUUAAUUUUAUUUGAGAAUUUUUUUUUUUUUUUUGCUUUUAAAUAAGAGGUGGAUUGAAGAAUAUUUGAAUUGACUUUAUAUUAUGCAUAAAUAUUUAUAUUUUAUCUAAAUAACUGCGCUGUAACAAACUUUGUGUUAGUCAAAUGUUUGGAACUGUUUCCCCUGGCAUAAAGUGUACUGGAGUCAUUCGUUAUUGGAGGUGAGGUGGGAGGGCGAGUGGAGCCUGGCUCUCCGCUCUCCGCUCCCCUCCCCUCCCCUCGGGACCAGGCACUCUGAAGGUGGAGGUCCCAGACUUGAUUGGAAGAAAUGGGGGCUGAAGGGAUGUGGGGCAGGACAUGGUCAAAGGGGCUGUUUCUCACUUUUUCUUUCCUCAUCUUCACUGCCCCUCAAGCUAGAUGGACUUCCUCUUGUUGACAAAGAGUAUUUGGUAGGGAAAGCAGAUUAAAAAUAAAGACAGCCCUCCCCUGCCCUUUGUGUCCCCUCCCUGGUGACAGCAAGAAACCAUCAACACCAACACGUUUCCAUGUUCCUUUUACAACAAAAGGGACUUUUUAUAUAACCAAAUGUGGUGUUUUAGUGACUUUUUGAUAAUGUACAGUUUUUUGUGAAUUUAAAUUUAUUUCUUUCUAUAUUUUUAGGACCAAUCUCAUUUUUAAUAAGGUUUAAAAAAAGGAAAAAAAUGUCUAGAGAAAAAAAAAAAAACUUGUUUUUGCCAUGUGAUGUUCCACAGGUGCAGCUGUAGAAAAGUGCUUGUCAUUGAAUAAAAACCACAUUUGAUAAAGACUGAA